AUGUCCACCAACGUAGCACUCGACGUAAGUGUUUCAACACUGAAAGAACAAGUCGUUGUGUCCGGCUGGAAAGUUUUCACACCUUUCCUUCGCGAGUGGGACGCCCCCGGGUGCGUGUCGCCUGGCAGAGCCCCCCACCGCGCCGCCCGCGGCCGCUAUAAGCCGGCGGCGGGCUGGCGGGCGCGCAGUACCGCCGCCGCCGCAACUCGCCGCUCCUCCGCCUCCGCCUCCGCCACCUCUUCGCCCCGUGCUGUCCGCCGAGAGCCCGCCUGCCCGCCUGCCCGCCUGCCUGCCUGCUUGCUCGUCGCCAUGGCUGCGGUGCUGCACGCCGCCGACUGGGUGGCCGUGGCGUGGGACGCGGCGCUGUGCCUGGCGCUGCUGGCGGCCGUCGCCUGGCUGUCCACGUGGGCGCGCCUCGUCUGGAUCGCCGCCCGCCUGCCGGGGCCGCCCGCGCUGCCCUUCCUGGGCAACGCGCUGCUCCUCACCCAGCACGAAGUGCUUCAAGAUCUGGGAAAGACGGCGUACCGCAUGUGGGGAUCCAUAUUCCGCAUCUGGGCGCCGUUCUUCAUGCCGAUCUUCGUCAUCAUCGAACCGCAACACGUUGAGGCGGUGCUGAAAAGCCAGCGUCACACGGAGAAGAUCUCCUACUACCGGCUGUUGCACAACUUCAUCGGGGACGGACUCAUCACGAGCAGCGGCAAGAAGUGGCGGAACCACAGGCUGCUGCUGCAGCCCGCCUUCCACAUGAGCGUGCUGGAGAACUUUGUGGAGACGUUCUCGUCCUCGGCGCAGGCGCUCGUCUCCAGACUGGCCUCCAAGAUGGGGGACGUCAACGUGGCGCCGGACGUCAACCACUGCGUCAUAGACAUCCUCAACGAGGCGGUGAUGGGAAUCCCCGUCCCGAAGACGCCACAGCAGGACGCAGCGAGGGAGGCGUCGCCCUUCAGAAAGGGCGAGGUGCUGAUGCCGCAGCGGGUGCUGAAGCCGUGGCUGCUGCUGAGCUUCGUAUACCGCAUGACGGACCUGGCGCAGCGCGAGCUACGGCAGAAGAGGGCGCUCGACGACUUCGCCGCCAAGAUUCUUCAAGAGCGCAAACUGAAACGGUUGAAGGCAACGGAAUCAGCUGUAAAUGGUGAAACGGACAAUGAGAACGGCUCCUGGAAGCAGCGCUGCCUGCUCGACUUGAUGCUGGACAUCGCCAACAAGACGAACGGCGCCUUCACGGACCAGGACAUCGUGUCCGAGCUGUGCACCUUCAUGCUGGCGGGCCAGGACUCGGUAGGCGCGGCGGUGGCGUUCUGCACGUUCCUGCUGGCCAAGAACCCCGAGUGCCAGGAGCGCGCCAUGGAGGAGCUGCGCGCCAUCUUCUACGAGGGCGGCACCGACUGCGGGAGGCCGCCGACGCGCGAGGACCUGUCGCGGAUGAAGUACCUGGACCAGUGCGUGCGUGAGGCGCUCCGCCUCUUCCCCAGCGUGCCGCUCAUCGCUCGCCGCCUCGGCGACGACCUCGUCAUAGGCAAGCACACGCUGCCGGCCGGCACGGACGUGCUGCUGGCGCCGUACGCGAUGCACCGCCUGGAGCACGUCUUCCCCGACCCGGAGGCCUUCGACCCGGACCGCUUCACGGCGGACAACUGCUCGCGCCGCCACCCCUACAGCUACAUCCCGUUCAGCGCGGGCCCGCGCAACUGCAUAGGCUACAAGUUCGCCAUGAUGGAGAUGAAGGUGGUGAUGUCGACGCUGCUGCGCCACUUCCGACUGGAGCCGGCCAAGGGCCGCGAGUCGCUGCGGCUGGCCUACCGCAUCACUAUCCGCGCGCGCGGAGGAAUCUGGGUGCACCUGUCGCCCAGGACGCCGGCCGCCGCCGCCGCCGCCGCCAGCUAGCGGGCGGGCGGGCGAGCGCAGCACCCUCCGCCAGGCACCGCGGGGCUCCCCGCGUUGCGUUGGGGCGCCCUCAGCUCUGCUCUGCCCAGAGCGGAAGCGCGGCGCCCCUCGAACAGCGGGGUGGCCGCUCUCCCGCGGUACGAACCACCGCCUGCCUUCCGUCUGCGACCAGAGUCUGGGGACACACUGCACGGGCGGACCGACUCUCCGGCCCAAGUGAUACGCUUUAAGACUUUAAACCGCGUUAUUCUUCUCACCUUGAUGGUGGACCUCGUGCACUGAGGGCACACAUCUCUCUGCAAAGAACCAAUGUUUACUGAGUUUUAGAUUGUCGCUGUGCACUUUGCAUUUGAGGAUCUGCUGUCCAUGUGGUGAAGUAAUACUACCGUACGACGAGCUACACUUUUCUGUUUACAUGCGUGAAAUGCACUCACAGUCUAGAACCUGAACCACCUCUACCCUCUCAUUAAGACUGCACACUUGAGAGUCUGCAGUCAGCUGCAGAAGUCAGACUGGGGCAAGUCAAGACUCAGCUGCACUCGUGUGCUGACAUUCAGUACGAAAUUUUUCGGAACUGAUAUUUACAGUUCACGUGUAUCAACAACAAGCAUAGCUACAAGAAUUAUUUCUUCAGUGGAUGUGCGCCAUAUGUAUAGGAAUAAACACAUCAUAUCGAAAACCUAAAUAAAAGGUUGUGAUGCAGUACAUUUCGAGUUGCUUAGCGUAGAAAGCUGAUAACUAUUUACGUAAACUACCAACAAACACAGUCACUUAGUAGUCAUCUGUAGACCUAUUUUUUACUCCAGAACAGACGUUUUGCAUAAUCAUAAGCUCAGUAUAGGUCCACUUGCGUGGGAACGUUGUCAUUCUCAGCGUACUUCUGAGAAAUAUGCCCAUCUCUGAUCAUUUCUCAGGCUUAUAAACAUGUUCCUCAAAAGUCACUAGAAUGUCAAAGACAAGUUUCUUGCUGUCUUCGUGAAGCGGGAACAGUUAGCUUCUUUUAAGGAGGAUUUUGAAUGUCACACAUCCUUAGUCCAGAGUAAGUGUCACCAAAUGCUGUAAAAGAACUCUACAGAAGGCAACCUUCGUGUCUUCUGUGUAAACAGAAUCGUUAUACUCCAUGAGCAUACUCAUGGAGGGUACUGUUGCUCAUUUCUUUUAAUUUUUAUACCACAAUGUAUUCCAGCAGUUUUGUUUCAUUAUCAUAAUUUAUGAUAUUAUUGUCAUUCUUUAAAUGUAACAGUCAUUGUUAUGAUAUUAGACUAUUUAUCUAAUGAAGAUUUCUCAUACAUUUAUCGGUUAAUUUAUUAGUCACAUAGGACAAAAUAUUAUAUACCUAUACUGUAUGUGACCUGCUUUGGACAGUAGCGCUUAAGAGUCAUAUUUCAGAGUGUCCUCUCGGCGGAUAACGACAAAUCUGUGUAUUCGAUUCAAAGCGUUGCUGUUCAAAGGUUUACCUCUUUAGCCUCAUUCACUGUAACACUCUAAUAUCCAAAGCCUUACGUAUGAAAAAGUUAUAACUAUGUGAAAAUCUUACAAAUAUGGUCAAAUAUAUUUUAUACCGUA
Molecule: messenger RNA, 3450 nt
Organism: Schistocerca nitens (vagrant locust)
Lineage: Eukaryota; Metazoa; Arthropoda; Insecta; Orthoptera; Acrididae
Gene: Cyp4aa1
Product: probable cytochrome P450 4aa1
Exons: 13
Coding region: 1-1884 (627 amino acids)
Molecular function (GO): iron ion binding; heme binding; oxidoreductase activity, acting on paired donors, with incorporation or reduction of molecular oxygen
Source: RefSeq, a predicted model, not a curated record